Stomoxys calcitrans (stable fly) is the source of this 1758-nucleotide messenger RNA. It is a transcript of the gene PGRP-LA, whose product is annotated as peptidoglycan-recognition protein LA. NCBI's taxonomy places the organism in Eukaryota, Metazoa, Arthropoda, Insecta, Diptera, Muscidae. The transcript is spliced from 5 exons. Gene Ontology annotation, molecular function: zinc ion binding; N-acetylmuramoyl-L-alanine amidase activity. The record is from RefSeq and is a predicted model, not a curated record. Bases 739 to 1620 code for a protein of 293 amino acids. Gene Ontology annotation, biological process: peptidoglycan catabolic process.
UGUCAGUCGUCGUCAACGAACAAGUGAUGGGUGUCUUUUGUUCGCUUGCGUUCUGCACUUGCCUUAGUUCGCACGACAGUUGUCGCAAUGACAACACGCUAAGUGACCGGUAAAAUGCUCCACGAAAAAAUACCAGUUCGAUAUCGAAAACCAACGUGAAUUAAUUGGCAAAUAUUAUUCAUACACACUGCAGAGUUUGGAAUAUGAAACCUUAUUUAGUUGAAGUGAAUUCUUAGCAAUACGGUUAUAAAGCACAUCAUCAUCGGCUUGUAUCAUCGAAUAUUCGUCAUACAGACAGGAACUUGUGGCUUUACGUCAAACUAAAAAAUAUAUGUAUAUCCACUAAGCAAAUACCUCUUCACACCCCUUGACGAUUUCCCAUAUAAACAAAAAUAAAAAAAUUAAAAAUAAUGAAGUAAUGUUCAAUGUACUCGACCACCAGCUAUCAUACGGCUCGCUGAUUAUAAUAAACGAUCUAAAAUUUCAACAAAGAAAGCUACUAUCGCGAUUUGACGGACAGACGUGCAGAUAUUUUACCAUGUUGCAACGCAAGCAUCUGUACCCGCAUUUCAGCUUUAAUAGUAAUUUGAUAUUCUCUUAAGACAUUAAACUUUUACGGGUGUGUACAAAAAAAAAACAUAAAUAAAAAUAAUAAAAACAAAAAAUUAUAGAAGCUACAGAAGAUUUUGAACGCUUCGAAGCCUUUCGCCGUCAUACCUUUAUUCACAAUUUUUUGCCAUGAAACUUCUUCUAAAGGUCAAUUCGGAAAAAACGCGUCAACGGCUCCAGCAUUGCUCUAAUAAUCCUGUUACCGAUUCUCCUUUGAAAUUAAAUAAUAAGAGAAUCAACCAGAGUCGUAACACAUCAAACUCGGUUUCACAGAAAGUAACUACAACAUCCAAACUCCUGCUAGUUCUCAUUAGCCUGGUUCUAAUUGUAGCUGGUGUCAUUGUCUACGUCGAAUUGACACGAAAGCCUCCCGAGACGCCGCGGGGUCCCAUUUACUUCAGCAACAACUAUGAGCACGAUACAUUUCCGAAUCUAGGAAACGGACACUUGGUGAUCGAUCGGAUGCAGUGGGGCGCAUCCGACUUGGUGGCCAACAAGCUGAGUGUGCCGCUUAAACAUCCCAUACCAUAUGUAUUGAUUACCCACAUUGGAGUUCAGUCGGUGCCCUGUUACAAUAUUUACAAAUGUUCGAUAAAAAUGCGCACAAUUCAAGACUCAGCUAUUGCCGAAAAAGGUCUAGUUGACAUUCAAUCAAAUUUUUAUGUGGGCUCCGAUGGCUAUGUCUAUGUUGGCCGCGGCUGGAACUGGGCCAAUACCUAUGCGAACAGCUCGCUGGCAAUAACAUUUAUGGGUGAUUACGGUCGCUACGAGCCAAACGAGAAACAAUUGGAGGCAACGCAGUAUUUGUUGGCUCAUGGCUUGACCAAUAAAUUCAUUGACUUGAAUUACAAAUUAGUGGCCCAAAAUCAGACAAAAUCGUCGAAAAGUCCGGGAGCCAAUGUUUACCGCAUCAUCAAGAAAUGGCCCCACUUUUACCCCUGUGGUAUGGAUGAUAAUCCGCCAUGUGGUAGUGAACUGGGCUUGCCCUAUCCCUGGAAUGCAAAUAUGUAAAUAAUCCACUUUAGAAAUCCAAAUUACAUCCUUGAUAGUUGUAAUAAUUAGUUCUAGGAGUUGACGUCAUGUGAUUAUAUUCUCUUUUAUAGUUUUAAGCAACAAACAACAAUAAAAACAUUACAUCCAAAAAGUAAA